AUGGACAACUACGAAUACGUCGUCUCUCGCCUCGACCUCCGUGCGGCACAACUCGCCGAAUUCUACAUGUGGAUGGGGCGAAUGAGCUCUACGCUCAUAGACUACGGCAAACAAGUCGGCCCCCGCAGCCGCCGAGUCCCGGCAAGCUUCACCAUGUCCGAGCUCACUAAAUUUGCCAAAGUGCUCAAAGACUCCAACCUCGCAGAUCUGUUCAAGCACACGCUAGACCGUCUUGCCGACAGCCUGAUCCCACGCUUUGACAACGGGGAUGACCUUACAGAGCAGGGCCAGCAGACGCUGAACGUCAUCAAGCAUUACAAUUUCCAGAAGGACAGGCUGCUGACUGAAAGGGCAGCUUUUGUCGAGCUUUUGGAGAGUAAAUUUGGCAUCUUCCCGAGAAGUGACCGCGAGAGAGAGGCGAGUGUCGAGUUGAUAAUGCUGUCGCAGGCGGCGUAUAUACCCUAUUCGUACGAUGACCAGAAAAACAUAAUGCACGAGAAGUUUGGUAGGACGACGACGCAUUAUACCUAUUGUUCCAAGGCGUGGUAUUUUCCUAGGACGGGGGUUGUGUCUUUUGAGACCUAG
Molecule: messenger RNA, 585 nt
Organism: Morchella sextelata
Lineage: Eukaryota; Fungi; Ascomycota; Pezizomycetes; Pezizales; Morchellaceae
Exons: 1
Coding region: 1-585 (194 amino acids)
Source: RefSeq, a predicted model, not a curated record